Tripterygium wilfordii is the source of this 1801-nucleotide messenger RNA. RefSeq names its product magnesium transporter MRS2-11, chloroplastic. Bases 142 to 1485 code for a protein of 447 amino acids. The transcript has 14 exons. Lineage: Eukaryota; Viridiplantae; Streptophyta; Magnoliopsida; Celastrales; Celastraceae. Gene Ontology annotation, biological process: transmembrane transport; magnesium ion transport. The record is from RefSeq and is a predicted model, not a curated record. Gene Ontology annotation, cellular component: membrane. Gene Ontology annotation, molecular function: magnesium ion transmembrane transporter activity.
AAAAUCUGAGCCACAAAUCACCUUCCCGUCCAUGACAGCAAAUCAGCAAUGCCAUUUAUACGUCAGUUUCAUGAAAUUAUCGCUAAACCAAACUAGCCUUAACAUUACGCACAGACCCUGCUUUGUUCAUGACAGCCAGACAUGGCUCUUACACCUCCAUCUUCUCCUCACCUACUCCACAUUCCCUUCCACUCUCCCUCUCUGAGCUCUCACCAUUUUCUCUUCUUCCACUCACCAUGGCAUUCUCCUCCUUCUCCCGCUGUUUCUCUUCAAAAGUGCGCGAUUCCGCUGCUCCCGAUCGCCGUGAAAUUCUCUAAAUGCUUUGCCAAGUCCACAGCCGAGGAUCAUUUGAGCGAGCCUGAGACGAUCACAAACUAUGAAGAUGGAGACAGAGAGGACAGGAAAGUACAGAACAAACAGAGCUCGGAGAGGAUCGACGCCGACGCGAUGGGGUAUAGCGAGUCCCCGACGCUGGGUAUUCGCGAGCCGGUUUAUGAGGUGGUAGAAGUGAAGCCCAACGGGAUGGUAUCGACUAGGAAAAUCAACAGACGUCAGUUGUUGAAGUCAAGUGGUCUUCGGCCACGAGACAUCCGAAGUGUUGAUCCAUCACUGUUUUUGACAAACUCUGUGCCUUCUUUGCUGGUUCGUGAGCAUGCUAUUUUGCUAAACCUGGGAUCAUUGCGAGCAAUAGCGAUGCAAGAGCAUGUCCUUAUAUUUGACUAUAACUGCAAAGGAGGUAAAGCUUUUAUGGACACAUUAUUGCCUCGAUUAAACCCUAAGAACAUAAAUGGUGCACCAUGCAUGCCCUUUGAGCUUGAGGUUGUUGAAGCAGCCUUGUUGUCUCGAGUACAGCGGUUGGAGCAGAGAUUAAUGGAUUUAGAACCUCGUGUCCAACGUUUACUUGAGGUUUUACCCAAUCGGUUAACUGCUGACAUAUUGGAGCAACUUCGUAUUAGUAAGCAACACUUGGUUGAAUUGGGUUCAAGGGCAGGGGCUUUGAGACAAAUGCUUCUUGAUCUUUUGGAAGACCCACAUGAAAUACGUCGUAUAUGCAUUAUGGGAAGAAACUGCACUCUCAAAAAAGGAAAUGAUGACCUGGAAUGUUCUGUUCCCCUAGAAAAGCAGAUUGCAGAGGAAGAGGAGGAGGAAAUUGAGAUGCUUCUGGAGAAUUAUCUUCAAAGAUGUGAAUCUUGUCAUGGUCAGGCAGAAAGGCUUCUUGAUUCGGCAAAGGAAAUGGAAGAUUCUAUUGCUGUCAAUUUAAGUUCUCGAAGGCUUGAGGUAAGCAGAGUGGAAUUGCUUCUCCAGGUUGGAACAUUUUGUGUGGCAAUUGGUGCUCUAGUUGCAGGUAUAUUUGGCAUGAACUUGCGGUCCUAUCUUGAGGAACAUGCGUUUGCAUUUUGGCUAACAACAGUGGGGAUAAUUGUUGGCGCCAUUGUGGCAUUUUUUUUCAUGUAUUCAUAUCUCAGGACUCGGAAAAUACUAUAACCUAAAAUGAUGCUAAUUCAGGUGAUAAAAUUGAGAGCAUCAUUGACUCUAAUGAGCCACCCCCGUAAAUGGUGUUUUCGAGAGUACAGUUAUCUAGCAUGAUUAUUGUUUCGUUUACGAUGAAUGUAUUCUAAUGGCAGUUCUCUGAUUUUUCCUUCACGAUCCUACAGACCAAGUCAAGACCAAUUAGCAUAUUUUAUCAUCCGCUCCUCUUACCCUUCUUUAUGGUGUGCAAUUAGGCAUUGUGUCGUGACCCCAUGAAUUUCAUCUUUUAGCUGUUUGAUGAAUGUAGAAGUGAGAAAGAUUACACUUGCUA